GGGGGAAGAGUAAGGCAGGGACAGGGGAGAGUCAGUGGGAGUUCGCGGUGUAAUGGCGGCCUCUGUGUUGCUCUCCGCGGAAAGCACCGUGCCUGGAUUUGCUGUUGGUGGAAGUACCGGUGCAGCAGGGGCCACCGGGAACGGAUUAACCGUGCCUGGACCUGCGAGUUGGAACCGUUCAUUAGACCGGGCGUUCGAAGAAGCCGCGGCCACCGGCUGCCUGAACCUGAGCGGCAGGAAGCUGAAGGAGUUCCCGAGGAGCGCCACUAAUCACGACCUCACGGACACGACCCGGGCCGAUCUAUCGCGGAACAGACUGCCCGAGCUGCCAGUGGAGGUGUGUAUGUUCGUGUCGUUGGAGAAUCUAAACCUGUACCAGAACUGCCUGCGCUCUCUACCGGAGAGUCUGGUCAACCUGCAGGCCCUCACCUACCUGAACAUCAGUCGUAACCAGGUGUCCACUCUCCCCGCCUACCUGUGCAGUCUGCCACUCAAGGUGUUGAUCGCCUGCAACAACAAGCUGGUGUCUCUGCCCGAAGAGCUCGGCCAACUCCGACAGCUCACCGAACUGGACGUGAGCUGUAAUGAGAUUCAGACGUUACCUGCCCAGGUCGGCCAACUCGAAUCUCUGAGAGACCUGAACAUCCGCCGAAACCACCUGGUUCGCCUGCCUUCUGAACUGGCGGAGCUUCCUCUGGUGCGUUUGGAUUUCUCCUGUAAUAAGGUGACGUCCAUCCCAGUGUGUUACCGCAACCUCCGCCACCUGCAGAGCAUCGUGCUGGACAACAACCCCCUCCAGAGCCCACCUGCACAGAUCUGCAUCAAAGGAAAGAUCCACAUAUUUAAGUAUUUGAACAUAGAAGCGUGUAAAAUUCCUCCAGAUCUCUCGGAUUACGACAGGAGACUGCCGGUCUACGGUUCCUGUGUGGAUGAACUUUAUCCUGGCCGGCCGUAUGGAGCUCUGGACUCAGGGUUUAACAGCGUGGACAGUGGAGACAAGCGCUGGUCAGGCAAUGAACCCUCGGACGAGCUGUCGGACCUGUCGUUAAGAGUAGCGGAGUUGACCCGAGACCAAAGGCAGCGACGAGAGCGUGACGAGCACAAGACGGGGUCGCUCUUAGCCAACGGAAUAUUGGAGGCGGAGCUCGACCAGAUCGACUUUAUUGACAGCUGUACAGGAGAGGAAGAGGAGGAGGAUGGGCGGAGUCGAGGACGCGAGCCAGUCAGUCUCAGCUCUCAGUUUAUGGCCUACAUGGAGAAACGAAUUAUCCGAGAGGGCUCACCGGUGAAGGCAGGUUCCCCCAGAGAUGCAAGAAAUGAUGAUUCGAGACGCUACGGCUCUUUACACAACCGCAUAUCAGAUACAGUCGGGACAUUGUCAUCUCCGUCUCACAGUCAGCGGCCAGGUUCUGGCGGCGGUGUGGAGCGCAUGCGGCGGGAGGCUCAGCUCGCAGCUCAGAGGUACGAAGAGGAGAGGCAGAGGACGCGAGGAGUACAGAGAGACCCUGUGAGGAGUUACGUCAAGCAGAAGUCAGCUCAGAGUCCGCCUAAGGUCAGUCCUACAGACAGCGAGAGCCUGUACCCUUCCAGACGUUCCACACAUACGGAUGACUCCGCCCUCUUGGUGCAGGGGGAAGAUCACGCCUCGCUGUCCUCGAACGCUCUUGCUGUCCCGACCUCCUGCCGCGGAGCCACGUCGCGUCCAGAGAGUUUCCUGUACCGCCUCAGUCAGAGGGAGGAGAAGAAACGAGGAGAGUCGAGAGCUGGGAGGUCGGAGCAGGAUGACGUGACUCCAACACCAUCACCAGCUCCAGCACUCACAGGAGAAGAAGCUGAACUGGUGGAACAGCUCAGAAAGAACAUUGAGUCUCGGCUAAAAGUUUCGUUGCCUAAUGACCUGGGGGCGGCGCUAACAGAUGGGGUGGUGCUGUGCCAUCUCGCCAAUCAUGUGCGGCCUCGCUCGGUCCCCAGCAUCCACGUGCCGUCACCUGCAGUGCCCAAGCUGACUAUGGCUAAAUGUCGACGGAACGUUGAGAACUUCUUGGAGGCGUGUCGUAAAAUCGGUGUUCCUCAGGGACGUCUGUGUUCAGUUGGUGAGGUGUUGGAGGGCAAAGCUCUCUGUUUAUACAGGCUGAUUGAAGCUUUGCUCUCACUAGCGCCCCCUAUGCGUCCAUCUCCUCCAGCACAUCUGGCUGGCUUUGCGCUCUUUUACCUGUCCUUCAUGUCUAUAUUGUGUGCUCUCUACUGCCACCUGGUGCCAUGUUUCUAAUCAGCGCUCAUACACAUACAGUGUGUGUCUUCUGCACUGAAACAAAAUGUUUAAUAUCUGCACUAAUAAACAAGACAAUCAUCAGCUUGUUCCUGCGAAGGCCAUAAAGUCCCUACCUUUAAAUUCAGGGUAUGACCUCUCAUGUAAUUAUCUAAUGAUCAUGGCCCACAUGAUCAGUUUGAAUAGCACAACAGUUUAGUAGAUAACUGACUAGAAUGAUAAACAGCACAAGCUAAUGGUUACAUUAUUGUCUGAGUUCUCAACCAAGAAUAUUUUUUAACAUUAGUUUGUUCAUGUCUUUAAACAAGAUUCAAAUUUUUUCUUUACUAAUAACCAACAUUAACACUAAAACACAAAUCAGGUAUCUGUCCAGUUUGGUAGCAACAUCGCCCAUUUGGAAUGUUAGUUAUGUGCAUUUAGUUCUCAUUUGGUCUCGGUGUGAGUAAAGCAGAGAUAGUUCGGCCUUCAAGCCGAAAAUUAAUCUGAGAACAAAUCCAUAGAAAUAAACCCACCAAUUUUAACACUGAUUAAUUUUUUUUUUCCCCUAGUUAGCUUUAGAAGCUUUACAUAGCUUCUAGUAUUUCCCAGAAGAAAUUUAAAAAAGGCUGUGCAGGCUACGCCCACAAAGAGCAAAUUACAAGCAACUUGUUACUUUCUAGUGUAAACCUAGAAUACAAGUUCAAAUUUAUGUUUAAUUUAUUAAUGUAAUCAUCUUUUAAAAAAAUAAGUUGUGUUAGUUUCUAGUGGUUGAUGGUGUGGGCGGGGAAAACGGUUCUUGUUUGUAGACUCAGACUUGUUUGUAAACCUCUCAGUACCUAAAGGAAGUAGCCAUGUAUUUUUAAAACUAAGUGCCCCUGUUCACAUCUAAACAUUUUUACAAUCUCCUUCCAAAGAGUGGAUUUGCUGAAAUCUUGGCUGAGAAAUGCUGCUGUUAUUCCUGAGCUUCUUAUUGGCUGCUUUUAGUGGUGCACAUUUGCCAGUAUACAGUAGUGAUUGUUUUUAAUCUGCAAUAAUGUAUUCUGGGUCUCAGGGUUGAGAAAAUGAGGCCUUUUGUUAAUAAAAAGGAUUGUUGAAAUAGAUAAUCUGUAACUUUGUAAGUUAAUUAGAUAGCUAGAACAUAGCUUACCGAAAUAAAUAAGUGUUUUUGUAUGGGAGAUGAUCUAAGAUCAUAUGAUGAUGGGGUACUAUAGUUUAAACCAGUGUUUUCCCCUUUGCCAUUACAGGCUUCACUUGACCGCCCAGUCACAAGUUUUGGCCUUACUACCAUACUAUGCUCUUGCAGGUUGUUGACCCCGCAUGAUGGCUCCAUGUUGCUAUUGCAUGCGAGCUUGACCUGGUCACAAGAGUGAUCCAGUCACUUGAUGUUUAUCCGUGAACACCAUUUUUUGGUCUAGCUUCACUUGUAAUCUUGCUCGUGAUGAGCCCACAAUAUGGCUUUAGAUUACCAUUUUGGGCUGAGCUCUACUGUCCAGUCACCAGACACUUGCCUGUGCACACCACAUUAUUCAUCUCGCAGGUGGUUGACCCUGUGGCUUCAUGUUGCCAUUACAGGCUGAGCUCAGCUAAGUUUAAAAGACACUUGUCUGUUUAGACCACCCCUUAUACUGGCUCAACUCUUAGUCUUGUAGGUCACAGAGCUUACAUGAUGGCUCAGUGACACUUCCGAUAGGUUACAAAAGUAUCCCGCUCACCACCACCUGGCUCAGGUCCACCCUAAAUCUUGCAGGCAUUGUGGCCACCACAUUGCUAUUUCAGGUUGAGGUUGAGCAAUUUACAUACGUGGCCUGGUAAUUUGACACCAGUGAACACCACCCCAAGGACUAGCUCCAACCAUUUUAUUUUGCAGGUUGUGAACCAACAAGAUGGGAAGAUUUCUGGUCAAGCCUGACCUGGUUAUGUAAGUGACCCAGUCAUCAGGCUGUAACCCUAAUCCACUUUUGUUGGGCAUUGAUUUGGAAACUUUUGUGGGCCAUGUGUUUGGACUCUUUGAGGAAACCCGAGUACCCAGAGGAAACCCAUCAAGCAGGGAGAACAUGCAAAUCAAACUCUAACCUUGGAAGUGUGAGGCCACCGUGCUCCCACUUGUCAAAUUUCCCCUCUUAGAUCUGUUGAUCAAAGGUGGCCCCUACUGUGAGCGUAGAGUACCCUGUUCCUGAGUUUCACAGAAGUAUAACUUCUAACUAUUGCAGGAUUAAGGUUGCUGUACUGGUCUGUGGUGUUAACGCAAGAGCUCAGUUUGUGGCUGAAAUAGAUAGACAGACAUUUUAUUGAUUACGAGGAAAAUUCCAUUAAUGGUCUGUUGCUCAGUCAGGCUACAUGGCUAUAGGGUCUUGAGUACAGGUUGUGCAAAUGAGGUUCCUGUGCAGAGAUGCAGGGCUUACUCUCUGAUAUUUGGAGACGUUCGACAAUCUGGGAACAACUUGUUUCUGCUGUUCCUUGAGGUAGUCAGGGAUCUUUACAAGUCUUUACUUUGUUUGCAUGUUCCAGUGCUCUGAGACUCCAGAGCAGACCCAGGACCCACUGGAAAUAGGAUGUUGGGAUGAGGGGUCUGGACUAAACCUCUCAGCCUGGGUACC
Messenger RNA from Clarias gariepinus (North African catfish), 4845 nucleotides. It is a transcript of the gene lrch3, whose product is annotated as leucine-rich repeats and calponin homology (CH) domain containing 3. Bases 53 to 2269 code for a protein of 738 amino acids. NCBI's taxonomy places the organism in Eukaryota, Metazoa, Chordata, Actinopteri, Siluriformes, Clariidae. The transcript is spliced from 20 exons. Gene Ontology annotation, molecular function: protein binding. The record is from RefSeq and is a predicted model, not a curated record.